Theobroma cacao (cacao) is the source of this 1966-nucleotide messenger RNA. Its product is annotated as Pentatricopeptide repeat (PPR) superfamily protein. NCBI's taxonomy places the organism in Eukaryota, Viridiplantae, Streptophyta, Magnoliopsida, Malvales, Malvaceae. The record is from RefSeq and is a predicted model, not a curated record. Gene Ontology annotation, molecular function: protein binding; RNA binding; zinc ion binding. Gene Ontology annotation, biological process: RNA modification.
UUCAACGUUCAAAGGCGCAAGACAAGCAAAGAAAUAGUGCUCAAUUCAAAUUCCCCUAUGCCCAUAAGCCCAUUGCCCCAUUUGACAAGCAAAAGCUAAUGUAUGCCAAUCUUUCACUAUCUUCACCAACUCCAAAACUGUGCCAAGCACCAUUCCCCGUGCUCCACCAAGCAACUCCAUGCCCACUUCAUCAAGCUUGGUCUAACCCACUCUUCCCCUGUACUCAACACUCUCAUUAACGUCUAUGCCAAAUGCAGCCUCCUUCAAGAAGCUAUCCAACUAUUCGAUGAAAUGCCCCAAAGGGACCAUGUUUCAUGGGCUACGGUUCUCACUGCUCACAACCAAGCCAACUUCCCCGACAAGACCCUCUCUCUGUUCCCCUCCAUGUUUUCACUUGACAGGCUGUUGCCUGACGAUUUUGUUUUUGCUAGCCUUGUCAAGGCUUGCGCUAGCUUGGGGGCUGUUAAGCUAGGCAAGCAAGUUCAUGCAAAUUAUUUGGUGUCCCCAUUUUUUGAUGAUGAUGUUGUUAAGUCGUCUUUGGUUGAUAUGUAUGCAAAAUGUGGGUUGCCAGAAGAGGGUCGAGUCGUUUUUGACUCUAUUAAGUUGAAAAAUAUGGCUUCUUGGACUGCUAUGCUAUAUGGUUAUGCUAGAAAAGGUAGAAAAAAAGAGGCUUUGGAGUUAUUUUUGAGGGUUCCUCUGAAAAAUUUGUUUGCUUGGACUUCCUUGAUAUCUGGGCUUGUACAGAGCGGAAAUGAGGUUGAUGCAUUUGGUUUGUUUAUUGAGAUGAGAAGGGAAGGGGUUAGUAUAAUUGACCCUCUUGUUCUUUCAAGCAUAAUUGGUGCUUCUGCUAAUCUAGCAAUGUUGGAACUAGGAAAGCAGGUUCAUGGACUUGUUAUAGGGCUUGGAUAUGAAUCUUGCAUGUUUAUAAGCAAUGCUCUUGUGGACAUGUAUGCAAAAUGUAGUGAUAUAUUGGCAGCAAGAGAUGUUUUUAGUAAGAUGUUGCAAAAAGAUGUUGUUUCUUGGACUUCAAUGAUAGUUGGGGCAGCUCAGCAUGGACAGGCUGAGGAAGCAUUGUCCUUGUACGAUAAAAUGGUUUCGCUUGGAGUAAAGCCUAAUGAAGUAACUUUUGUUGGAUUGAUAUAUGCAUGUAGCCAUGUUGGUUUAGUAAACAGAGGCCGUGAACUUUUUAAGUCCAUGACUGAGGAUUAUGGAAUUCAUCCUUCCUUGCAACACUACACCUGUUUGUUGGAUCUUCUUGGACGAUCUGGAUACCUUGAUGAGGCUGAGAAUAUUAUUAACUCAAUGCCAUUUAAGCCUGAUGAGCCUACCUGGGCAGCAUUGUUAAGUGCUUGUAAGCACCAUGGGAAUGCCAAAAUGGCUAUUAGGGUUGCUGACCAUCUUCUGAGCUUAAAACCUGAAGAACCUUCAUCAUACAUCCUGUUAUCUAAUAUUUAUUCUAGUUCCAGUUUAUGGGAACAUGCUUCAAAAGCAAGGCACUUGCUGGAAGCUAUGGACGUAAAAAGGGAUCCAGGUUAUAGCUACGUUGACUUUGGAAAAGAAAGCCAAGUGUUUUAUGCUGGGGAAACAUCUCAUCCCAUGAAGGCUGAGAUUUUUGGUUUGCUGAAGGUGUUGGAUGUAGAGAUGAGGAGAAGAGGUUAUGUUCCUGAUACUAGCAGUGUUUUGCAUAACAUGGAACAACAAGAGAAGGAGAGGCAACUAUUUUGGCAUAGUGAGAGGUUGGCUGUGGCUUAUGGGCUGCUUAAGGGUGUACCAGGAACAGUAAUAAGAAUAGUGAAGAAUCUUCGCGUAUGCGGAGAUUGUCACACCGUCUUAAAAUUCAUUAGCAACAUUGCAAAGAGAGAAAUUGUUGUCCGAGAUGCCAAGAGAUAUCACCAUUUUAAAGAUGGGAAUUGUUCAUGCAAUGAUUUUUGGUGAAUUAAUGAUUUGUUUGCAAUUUUCCUUUGCU